Messenger RNA from Camarhynchus parvulus, 727 nucleotides. RefSeq names its product chromosome 4 C20orf27 homolog (gene ADISSP). The record is from RefSeq and is a predicted model, not a curated record. Lineage: Eukaryota; Metazoa; Chordata; Aves; Passeriformes; Thraupidae.
GCGUGUCCCCGCAGCGGGAAGCGGGCAGCGGGAGCGGCGGGAAUUCCCAGACGAUGCCCCCCGGCCGCUGAACUUGGGGACAGUGACAGUGACAGUGACAUGGCGACUGCCGGCAAGGGCGGCAAGGGGAAGGGGACAGCGGUGCGCUUCACCCCCGAGGGGACCCAGGGCCACCAGCACGAGGGGACACAGGGCCACGUCCACUUCCAGGAGCAGCUGCACGACUCGGCCGUGAUGGUGACACAGGACAAGGACGGCCACUUCCUGGUCAAGGUGGGAUUCCUGAAGAUCCUGCACAAGUACGAGAUCACCUUCGUGCUGCCCCCCGUGCCCAGCCUGGGCAAGGACGUUUGUCCCCUGCCCGUCCCCAACCCCAACCUGCGCAUCGUCAGUGUCACCUCGCUGCCCGAAGGGCACAGCGUGCGCUGCGUAUACAUGGCGCACAAGGAGGGCGUGCUGAAGGAGGAGCUGCUCCUGGCCGGACACAGCCCCGGCCACAUCAAGGUCACCGUCCAGGCCCGGGUCAUGGACCGUCACCACGGGACGCCGAUGCUCCUGGACGGCGUGCGCUGCGUGGGAGCCGAGCUGGAGUACGACUCGGAGCAGAGCGAGUGGCACGGCUUCGACUGACCCCAAAGCCCACCCCGGGCCACCCCAAAGUCCCCCACAGCACAGCACGGUCCCCAAAAGCGGGCGGGGAGGGAGGGAGGGAGGGGGGACCCCGCUC